Molecule: messenger RNA, 1213 nt
Organism: Urocitellus parryii (Arctic ground squirrel)
Lineage: Eukaryota; Metazoa; Chordata; Mammalia; Rodentia; Sciuridae
Gene: Cd7
Product: CD7 molecule
Biological process (GO): adaptive immune response
Cellular component (GO): membrane
Molecular function (GO): signaling receptor activity
Source: RefSeq, a predicted model, not a curated record
AUGGCUCUGCUGCUCCUGCUGGCUAGCGCCCUGUCUGGGACCCUGGCUGCCCUGGAGCCACGGGCUCUGGUGCUGCGAGUGGUGGGGGAAACCGAGGCAGCCAGCGUUGAAGAGAAGGUUCAGGGGAGAGAGGACAGUGGCCUCCAGCUGUGUCGGUGGGACUCAGGAGAAACGUGGAGCCAGCGCGGGCGGCGGGGCGGCGUAGCUGCAGGAAGGAAGCCCCUCGACAGCCUCCCCCAGUGCCGGGUGUGGAGGGAGAGGCUGCGGGCAGCCUGGCCCCAGGGGCCCCACAGCCCCUGGUGCUGGCCCCCAGAGCUGCCCCAGACCCCAUGGCGUUGUGGUGCUGAGGGCCUCCAGGCCUCCCUGCCAUUGUCCCUGCAAAGAGGCUGUGCUCUGCGCCUCUGCCCAGCCCGUGGUGACAGCAGGCUCUUGGUAGAGGUGCAGCAGUCUCCCCGCUACGCGACCAUCCCAGAGGGGGGCUCGGUCAGCAUCACCUGCUCCACCAACGGGACCCUGAAAGGGCUCUACCUGAAGCAAAGCUGGCCCCAGGCCGCAUACGUGGUCUACUAUGAGGACGAGGAGAGCAGGACCUCCACUGUGGACCUGCGGUUCCAGGGCCGAGUCAGCUUCUCGGGGCCUCAGAACAACCUGACCAUCACCAUGCACCACCUGCGGAAGGCCGACUCGGGCACCUACACCUGCGAGGCAGUCCAGGACUUCCCGGAUAGCCACGUCCCAGGCCCCGGCACCAUGGUCGCGGUGACAGACACACUGUCCCUGCACGGAUGCCAGGACCCUCCACUGACGUCCCGCGCCCUCCCCGCUGCCCUGGCGGUGGGCUUCUUCCUCAUGGGGCUGGGCCUGGGGGUGCUGUGCACGCUGAGAAGGACGCAGAUUAAGGGAAUGUGCACCUCGAGGAAGAAGAGCCCGUCCAGCGUGGUGUAUGAGGACAUGUGCUACAGCCGCCGCAAUACCCUGUCCACCCCCAACCAGUACCACUGAGCCCACCAGGCCCUCGGUGCCCCUCUGCCCGCUGUCCUUCCGGCCCUGCCUCAGCAGAGCUUGCAGAGGCCCUGCUGACCUGCUGGCCCAGGUCCACACACAGGGACCAGGUUCCUGGGCACUUCCCAGCGGAUGGGGCACCUGGUCCAGGAAGCCUCCCUGCCCACCUCCCAGGCCCUCAGGGGGCUCUGAUGGUGCUGCCACCAGGGAC